GGGCGGAGGCUUCUGGGAGUUGUAGUCGCUGGCGGUGGGCGCCGUCGGUAAGGAGACGUAGCUUUCGGCGUGGUCCACCCCAGCAGUUGGUUCGCGGCCGGGGCCGCAGGGGAUGGACGCUUCUUGGCGCCAGGUGGCCUCUGGCCGAGGCCGAGCCCGAGGACGGGCCGCCCCAGUCCCCUCCUCAGGAAAUGGAGUCCCUCUUGGCGGCGCAGGAGGAGGACCAGCCAAAGGGUCCCGGAGCGCGGUGCCCUCGGUCCCCCGCCCCGGCGGAGCAACGACCCUGGGCGCUGCAGGUCGCAGGCAGCCAUCAGCGGGAGGCGAAGCCCCGCAGACUCCGGGGGCCAGCGAGCUAACAUCUCAGAGGAAAUUUGAGGAGAUCAAGAAGGCCAACGAAGCUGCAGCCAGGAAAUUUGUGGAGGAGAACUGCAGUUCCUCCUCUGAAGAAGAGGGGGAUGAAGACUUGGAAGGGAAGCAGGGGAAAAUCGUCGCUAACACCUUCAUAUCAUACACUACCCACACAGAUGGUGAUAUACAUGAAUUAGAGCGAACAAAACAGUAUUUGAAUGAAGCUUUUCAGGCAGGGGCUAUGACGUGCCUUAUUUGUAUCGCUUCAGUGAAGAGAAACCAAGCAGUUUGGAGCUGCUCAGGAUGUUUCUGCAUAUUCCACAUGCCCUGUAUUCAGAAGUGGGCUAAAGACAGCCAGUUUCUUGUAUCUUCUGUGACAGAUGAGGAUUUUGGAAAGAAAGAUUAUCCUUGGCCAUGUCCAAAAUGUAGAUUUGAAUACAAAAGAUCAGAAACACCUACUAGAUAUUAUUGUUACUGUGGGAAAGUAGAAGAUCCACCUUUAGAUCCAUGGCUUGUACCUCAUUCCUGUGGCCAAGUUUGUGAGAGGGAAUUUAAGCCACCUUGUGGCCAUAAAUGUCUACUACUCUGCCAUCCAGGUCCCUGCCCUCCUUGUCCAAAGAUGGUGACAACUACUUGUUACUGUAAGAAAGCAAAACCUAUCCCUCGCAGGUGCAGUGCCAAGCAGUGGUCUUGUCAGCUGCCGUGUGGACGCAAGCUGCUUUGCGGGCAACAUAGGUGUGAAAAUCCUUGUCACGCAGGAAACUGUCAGCCUUGUCCAAGAGUUAGUAGACAAAAAUGUGUGUGUGGUAAAAAAGAAGCGGAAAGAAGUUGUGCGAGCCCAGUGUGGCACUGUGACCGAGUAUGUGGAAAGACACUGCCAUGUGGUUACCAUACAUGUGAGCAAAUUUGUCAUGUUGGUGCUUGUGGAGAGUGUCCUCGCUCCGGGAAGAGGUCAUGUCCAUGUCAGAAAUCAAAGUUUUCUUUGCCUUGUACAGAAGAUGUACCAACCUGUGGAGACAGCUGUGACAAAGUGCUUGAGUGUGGAAUCCAUAGGUGCUCACAGCGCUGCCACCGAGGACCUUGUGAAACAUGCAGACAAGAAGUGGAAAAGCAGUGUCGCUGUGGAAAGCAUACAAAGCGAAUGCCAUGUCACAAGCCUUAUCUUUGUGAAACCAAGUGUGUUAAAAUGCGGGACUGUCAGAAGCAUCAAUGUAGGCGAAAGUGUUGCCCUGGAAACUGUCUACCUUGUGAUCAAAAUUGUGGACGGACUUUAGGAUGUAGGAACCACAAGUGUCCAUCUGUCUGCCACAGAGGCAGUUGCUACCCAUGCCCAGAAACUGUAGAAGUGAAGUGCAGCUGUGGCAAUGCAAAGGUGACAGUACCCUGUGGGCGAGAGCGGACCACAAGGCCACCCAAGUGCAAAGAGCUGUGCAGUCGACCAUCGACGUGUCAUCAUACAAGUCAAGAAAAACACCGCUGUCACUUUGGCUCAUGCCCACCGUGUCAUCAACCUUGCCAAAAAGUUUUGGAGAAAUGUGGGCACACGUGUCCAGCUUCGUGUCAUGAUCAAGCAUUAGUGAGGCAGACUGGCAGGCAUCAGCCUAUAGGUCCUUGGGAACAGCCAGCCGAGCCAGCAUUUAUUCAGACUGCAUUACCUUGUCCUCCGUGUCAAGUUCCUAUUCCUGUAGAAUGUCUGGGGAAGCAUGAGGUGAGUCCUCUACCAUGCCAUGCUGUUGGGCCCUAUUCUUGCAAGAGACUUUGUGGCAGAAUGUUGCCCUGUCAGAAUCAUACAUGUAUGAAAGAAUGCCACCAAGUGACGGAAGUUGAUGGCCGUACUGGCAAAAAUAAGGCUGGCCCAGAGUGCCUCCAGUGUGAAGAAGGAUGCUCUAAACCCCGGCCUCUGGGUUGUCCUCACCCUUGUGUUUUGCCCUGUCACCCUGGAAAAUGCCCUCCUUGUGUUCAAAUGCUUAGAUUAAAAUGCCACUGCAAGAUUACAAGCCUCUAUGUGGAAUGUAGAAAAAUAACCACAGCUGAUAUAAAUGAAAAGAACCUCCUCAGUUGCUGCAAAAACCAGUGCCCCAAAGAGCUUCCUUGUGGCCACAGAUGCAAAGAAAUGUGUCAUCCUGGUGAAUGCCCCUUUAAUUGUAACCAGAAAGUAAAACUUAGAUGCCCUUGUAAGAGAAUAAAGCGGGAAUUGCCAUGCAAUAAAAUACGUGAAAAUCAGGUUUCAGUGGAAUGUGAUGCAACAUGCAGGGAGAUGAAGCGGAAAGCAUCUGAGAUUAAAGAAGCAGAAGCCAACGCUGCUCUGGAAGAAGAAAAACGAAGACAGCAGGCUGAACUGGAAGCUUUUGAAAACAGACUGAAGGGUCGCCGGAAGAAGAACAAGAGGAGAGAUGAGGUGGCAGUGGAGCCGUCUCUUUGGCAGAAGUACAGCCCCUACCUCCUUCCGGUGCUUGGAGUCGUGGUGGCAGCGCUUGUGUGGUACAUUGCCUAUGGUGUGGACUGAUGAUUCUUUCAACCUCUUCAUAUACCUCAGACUGGAGUUACGUGAACGUUCUGUUUAAGAUAUUCGAAAACGUGCGUUGUGGAACAUGAUACACGUUCACAGUUUUCUGUGUCCUUGUCUGGCUAUAGUUAGGACAGAUACUUAGCUUUAUCUGAGUUAGAACAGUUACCGGGGGCAGUGAAAGAAACUGUCUAAAGUCAGCAUGACUGCAGUUACAAAGCAGGUCAGAGAGCAUUGCACUUCCUUGGUCUUUUUUUCUGAUAAUUCCCAUGUUCAAUACUUCAUCCAUUUUGUGAAUUCAGAUAAAACUGAGCCAUAUGUGCAGCAACGGGGAUAUUUCUCUGGUUACUUACUGGGUACUUUUUCUUGAUCAUGUAACUUUGUACUUUUUUAAAGAAGUGAUUCUGUAAAGGAACCUUAAAUUCUAACAUAAGCCUUUAUAAUUAGAUUCUAGAUUAGUGUAUUAGAGAGGAAUUUUAUUUGUCAUUGAAGCAAAUUUUACACUGUAUUCCUCAGAAAAUACAAACAAAUGCCAGAUUAGAUUCCUUAUGGGAAGCUGUUUUUUUGUGCAAGAAGCUUUAACUGAAGUUGGCAUGUUUUGUAAAACUUGUUGUAUGUAUCUUUUUAUGAUAAUAAUAAAGGAAAACUAAUUUCUGAGCAA
Molecule: messenger RNA, 3515 nt
Organism: Mesocricetus auratus (golden hamster)
Lineage: Eukaryota; Metazoa; Chordata; Mammalia; Rodentia; Cricetidae
Gene: Nfxl1
Product: nuclear transcription factor, X-box binding like 1
Exons: 23
Coding region: 113-2854 (913 amino acids)
Biological process (GO): regulation of DNA-templated transcription
Cellular component (GO): nucleus
Molecular function (GO): DNA-binding transcription factor activity, RNA polymerase II-specific; zinc ion binding; RNA polymerase II transcription regulatory region sequence-specific DNA binding
Source: RefSeq, a predicted model, not a curated record